Messenger RNA from Panicum virgatum (switchgrass), 954 nucleotides. RefSeq lists its product as uncharacterized. The record is from RefSeq and is a predicted model, not a curated record. The transcript has 5 exons. Lineage: Eukaryota; Viridiplantae; Streptophyta; Magnoliopsida; Poales; Poaceae. Bases 172 to 501 code for a protein of 109 amino acids.
CCGGAACGGAAAUCCGUCUCCCUCUGUUUCUCUCUGCUCCCUCUUCUUCCACAGCGGGCGACGGGGCUGAGCGCCGGCUGCUGAGGAAGGAGAACGGCAGGGCCGGAGCCGGGCCGCGGCGGCCAGGUCGCCGAGGUUCUGGAAACUUGCGGGCCAGGAACCCGAAUCCGGAUGAUUCCAGGAAUCGCCCCCAAGCCGGCGCCGCCGCCGGUGGCCUCGCCGCCUAAGCCUCAGCACAUGUUUGUGUUCGGCGCGGGCUUCGUCGGCCGCUACGUCUCGGAGCGCCUCCUCGCGCAGGGCUGGCAGGUCUCCGGGACGUGCACAAGUCCCGCCAAGAAGAGGGAGCUCGAGAUGCUGGGCGUGAAGGCUUCCGUCUUCGAUGCCACUGAGAGAAAUUCCAGCCUGCAAAGUAUCCACAGUUUGCAACAAGCAACACACUUGCUCAUCUCCAUCCCGCCCAUUCCUGGAAUCGGUGAUCCUUGCUUUGGACACCUUAGCUAGGAGCAACUCUUUGUCACGAAGACAGAAGUUGAGAGAAUCUAAGCAGUACACUGCCCGAAUCCAUGUGGCUGACAUACACCAGGCUGUCUUGGCCAGCAUGAGCACGAGAUGUGCAAGGUUUCCUUUUCUAAUGCCUUUCUUGCCACUUCAGUUCUUUGUGAUAUCGUGAACAAUAUUUCAGACAGAAUCUUAUGCAUUGCAUGUGGAAUUCACAACCAAAAGAUUUUUUACUUAGGUUGUAUUUCUAUUCUCAAUAGAAGACAUCUUGUGUAUCAAUUUCCGAUAGCAUCAUGAAGUUUCUUAGGAUAAUUAUUAGGGUGGGAGUUUCCCAUUGUUUGUGCGAUGCAAGUUUUGGAUGGUGCCAUGUUUAAUACCCCUGGAUUCAAUAUUUGUAUUCAUUGCAUGUUUUAUGUUGUGUUUGAACAUUAUCGAAUAUAACUUCAUUUGAAUCAA